AUGAAUUCUGCUGAUUUCUCCUUUGAGCUUGGGCUAUUUCCAUGUCCAACUGAUGAUAUAAGUGGUUCUACUAUUUCUGAAUUUGUUCAUAAACAAUGGGUGGCGGAAGUACAAUUUCUCGGUGUUGUGGAGCACCCAAACCUUGUCAAAUUUAUUGGAUACUGCACUGUGGAUGGAGAAAGAGGAAUCCAGCGGCUGCUUAUUCUGCGUGGAGCAGCUCAAGGAUUGUCUUAUUUACAUGAAGAAUUCGAGGCACAGGUGAUAUAUCGAGCUUUUAAGUCAUCGAAUGUGCUAUUGGACGAGGAUUUCAAGCCAAAGCUUUCAGACUUCGGGCUUGCCAGGGGGAGACCAACAGGUGGGCAUUCCCACGUUUCGACAGUGGUUGUGAGGAAUUAUGGAUAUGCUGCCCCAGACUACAUUCAAACAGGACAUCUCACGACUGAGAGCGAUGUGUGGUGUUUUAGAGUGGUAUUAUAUGAGGUCUUAACAGGUAGGCAGUCAUUAGAACGAAACAGACCAAUAUCAGAACAAACACUUCUGCAUUGGGUGAAACAGUUUCCUGCUGAUAGCAAGAAAUUUGGCCUGAUAAUGGACCCAAGACUUGAUAAUCGUUACUCUCUCAGCGCAGCUCGAAAAAUUGCCAAAUUGGCUGACAGCUGUUUGUUGAAGAGUGCAAAGGAUCGGCCAAAAAUGAGUCUUGUGUUGGAAAGUUUGAAGCAGAUAAUUGAAGUUUCAGAUAGAGAGAGCCAUUCCAACAGCAGGUUUGAGUGUGUGGAAGAUGAUCCAGCCGACGCAAGUAAGAACCUUAACCAAAUGGCACCCCCAGAAUCAACAAAAAGGCGGUUGACACAGUUGGCUAAACUAGGUGAACAUGGUGGUCGAAUCAGUAGAAGGGGUUUCUUGAUAAUGCACAGGACCAAAGUGCCUUAAAAAUGUUUUCUGCAAAAUUGAAUUUUGUUUCUUUGAGAAGGCAAUAGUUUCUCUUUGGGUUUGUACCUUGGUGAAGGAAUAGAGCAGUUGAAGCAAACAUAUUGUACCGAGUUGAAUUGGUGGGGGCAUUGUUUAGGUGGGCU
Messenger RNA from Ilex paraguariensis (yerba mate), 1073 nucleotides. Lineage: Eukaryota; Viridiplantae; Streptophyta; Magnoliopsida; Aquifoliales; Aquifoliaceae. The record is from the annotation of a GenBank genome assembly.